GUCUGAGAUCCGGCUCGCAAUGUUGGGAACUUCACUGGUUACGUUACAUCUUAAAAUAUUUAUUUCAUGGUAAAAACCUGAGGAAAAUUGUAAAGAUAUUCUUCAGAUAAUCAGAUGUGCUGGAUGACAGUUCUUGGGUCUGAUGGGGGCGUUGUAUAGUUGUUGUUGGCGGAGUUACUGCAAUCUUGAUGAGAACCUAGAUGAGAAGAACGCUAUUUUACGAUAUGAGACUUCCAAAAUGCAGAGCAUCAGGAUUCAGACCUCCUCCAGGACUCAGACCUCCAGAGCCUGCAUGUCCAGCCACAGUGACCCAAGCCCGGGUCAGGAGGGCCUGUCUUGGAGGACAGAGGAGGAGUGGAUCCCCUGGAGCAGCCCCAGGACCUCCAUUGGAGAUGCAGAGUCGGACGGAGAGCUCCAAGCCUUUAUCACGAUGAGGAACGAGACAGAUACGUACACAGAGGAGUGGGAGAAGCUCAACUAUGACAUCCAUAGUCUGAGGUACGCCAAACGAGAGAUCAGCAGCCGAUGGAAGAAGAUUCUAACACAGCUAGGCUACCAGCGUGAGGUUGACUCUCUCCUGACGGUGAACAGACAGCUGUUACAGACAACACUGAGUGAAUCGGAUAACCUGAACAGAGCCAGGCAACUGUUACAGACCACUCUGGACCACUCUAGUUUGUUCCCACGAGGAGUGGCUAGCACAGACAGAUACCUCUUUGUUAUGGAUCGCUUGGUGUCUCUGGACAGUGCAGAGGAUUUCAUCAGACUGGCGAAGGAGAAAUACCCAAAGAGAGAGAGUUGUGAAUGAGAGACAGAAUGGAGAGACAGAAUGGAGAGACCGAAUGGAGAGACAGAAUGGAGAGAGUUAUGAAUGAGAGACAGAAUGGAGAUGUGUUGUGCUCCUCCUGCCGGCACUAGAAGGAAUGUGAAGAUCACGGACGUCCCUUUAUGUAGACACUUUAACUGAUUCUAACUGACCUCCUCACAUUUUGUAUUAGAACGUCUAAUGUGCCUACAAAAGUCCUUUUCUAUACACGUUGUUGUAUGUGUUUCAUAGUUUCAGUAUUGUUAUGGCAACAACAACAAACAUUGUAAAAUUGUCUGUAAUAUUUAACCGCUGUAUCAGUCUGAAAGGAUACUUCUGAUACAGCGUUUUUUUAAUAACAGGAACUAAACAUUUAAUUGAUUAAAUGAAAUUGAUUCUC
This is a messenger RNA of Oncorhynchus kisutch (coho salmon), 1205 nucleotides long. RefSeq names its product melanoregulin. Lineage: Eukaryota; Metazoa; Chordata; Actinopteri; Salmoniformes; Salmonidae. The transcript has 5 exons. Bases 143 to 808 code for a protein of 221 amino acids. Gene Ontology annotation, cellular component: melanosome. Gene Ontology annotation, biological process: melanosome transport; melanocyte differentiation. The record is from RefSeq and is a predicted model, not a curated record.